Penicillium argentinense is the source of this 213-nucleotide messenger RNA. RefSeq lists its product as uncharacterized. Bases 1 to 213 code for a protein of 70 amino acids. The record is from RefSeq and is a predicted model, not a curated record. The transcript is spliced from 2 exons. Lineage: Eukaryota; Fungi; Ascomycota; Eurotiomycetes; Eurotiales; Aspergillaceae.
AUGCCUCGAAACCCUUCGUCCCGUCCCGGAGUUUUCGAGGAGCCAGAGAACGCUCCUGGCUGCUACCCCGGUCAUGAUCCUCCAGAGCGACAGACGUGGACCUGUUCAUUUGGCACCAAGUCCGCCGCCGAGGGUAAGAACACCAUCACAGAUCGAGACAAGAGACGAUUGCCCAAGACCAAAACAAACGGCAAGGAAAAAUCAAGCUCCUAA